AUAGUGAUAAUAGCGAGUGUGAAAAACAAGGCGGAAGUCGACACAGUCGACAGUGUUAUCAAUCUUUUUAAGUGUUAAGCCGAGGCACGAGUGUAAAAGAUGUUUCUAGGCGUUGAAUUCAGAGAACCUGAUGGUGGAGGGCUAUCUUUAGUCCACGAGAAGUGGUUGACCCCAAGAAAAUCGAGCGUGUGGUGGCCGCCUUAUAAAAAUCAAGAUAAAUUUGAAAAGAGCUUAAGGCGUGGAGAGUCUCCAAAUGAAAACUGGACGCUGUAUUCCAUUUCUAAGACUUAUUUUCAUGAAAACAACUGUGACAAAGCAAAGAAAAAAUUAAAAAAGGCUGAAAUAACCUCUGAAAUAACAUCAAACGAGGACUCUGAUGCUGAUCAUUUACCAGUAAAAAGAAUUCGACUCCCUAAUAAAAGACUAUUUUCAAUAAGUUCCGAUGAUGAUGAUGACGAGCCUAGUCAUUCAGUUCCAUCUAAAAUUUUGGGCCUACCAAAAUAUUUAAGUACACCUAAAAUUUUACCUAGUAUAAAUACUUCAUUAAAGAAGAACCAUAGUAAGUCAAACAUAUCUAGCCAGCCAAAGCAAGUUGAUACAAGUGAUGAAGAGAUACGUUUAGAACAUAGACAGGGAGAUAGACAGCAUGUAGUACAUUCAUCUCAAACAGCUGCACAUUCUUCAUGGAAUAAUAUUGAGAAAUCUAACCAGAGUAAAAGAUCAGAUUUUCUGGGGUCAAAUGAAAAUUCAGAUUUCAAAACAUUCCUACAUCACAUUAUAUAUGUGAGAAAGCAAAAUGAGCAAAUCCUACAAAUUCUAAAAAAUCAGAAUGUGUCUCAAAGUAACAUACUACCUAAAAUACCAGUGGAACUACCUCUAACAGAGAUCCGUGGAAUUAUAGCAUUAGAAGAAUUUCUUUCGGAAAAUGAAAAUUUAAGAUCCAUGACCAACUAUUACUCUACUUACGGAGGAAGAGAUGUUGUAACAAAAACAAACAAUUUGUUAAAAUUAUUUUUAUGCAAUAGCCUUGCAGUGAAUUACAGUUUUAAAGGUAGCCGCUAUCAAAAGAGAGCUUUUGAAAAUUUACUUCUGAGGAAAUUGAUUAUUGGUGCAGUUUUAAAGAGUAGUCCUACAGCGACAGAAGUUGAUAUAGAUGCCGCAAUAAAAGUAUGGUUGAAGCAUGCACAGAAACGCCUGACUGCUGCUGAAAAAAGACAGGCGGCAAGACAGAACUACACAGUUUAAAUGUACGUGUAAACCUUUUGUAGCUUUUAAGAUAGUUUUAAGUUUGUAUUCAAUAUUUAUUUUGUAAGAAAGUUGCUCCAUACUAUCACCAUUGUUUAAUAUGCCUCGAAAUAAGUUCAAAUUCAAAACUUUUGUUUCGCAACGUCAUUUGUAUAGAAAGGUAGCUUCUGAGUGUAUGCAGAUUUGCACUAAUAUGAGACUGGAUCCAAAUAUUAACUUGGAAAGUGAUGCACCAUUUUCACAAAAAUUGGAUAAAGCUUUAAAUACUAAUGAGGAAUUUGAAGAUGAUGAUACCAAUAUUUCAGAUAAUACUGAAGACUUGAACGCUGAGAGUGACUCUGAGACAAUAGACCAUUUAAGUGAACCUGACAAUAUUGGACGAGAUUGUGAUUUUACAGACAAUACUGUAAGCAAACUGAACAUUGAGGUUAAUAAUGAAAAUCUUGCUGCACAGUUAAGAUAUUGGGCAACAUCUUGCCAUGUUCCACAUUCUACAUUAACAAAACUGUUACAUAUUAUUAAACCAUAUCAUCCAGAACUUCCACUUUAUAGUAGAACACUACUCCAUACACCUUUACAAUUUAAUGAAAAACAGCUUGAUCAAGGUGCAUAUGUUCAUUUAGGUUUGCAACGAGGUUUGAAGCACUUUUUGAAAGUUCAUGAAAAUAAGUUAAAUUUUCACCAAAACAAGAAGAGAAAAUUAGUUGUAAGUUUUAAUAUAGAUGGCUUACCCCUAUAUCAUAGUACAAAUAGCAGUUUUUGGCCAAUUUUGGGAUUGGUUAAAAAUAUUGUGGAUGUUAAGUAUGUUUUUGCCAUAGGUAUAUUUUAUGGUACUUCAAAGCCCACCCCAAUCAGUUCAUUUCUAGCUGAUUUCAUUGAAGAAUGCAAUAAUUUAAUAGAUGAUGGUUUUUUUGUUAAUGGUAAAAAGUAUUUUUUGCAUAUUCAUAGUUUUAUUGCAGAUUCGCCUGCGAAGGCUUUUUUAAAGAGUAUAAAAGGUCAUAAUGGGUACUCAUGUUGUGAUAAAUGUCAUGAGUAUGGAAUAUAUAAAAAUGGUAGAAUGAUUUUAAAUCAAUUAACUGCUUUAAAGAGAACAAACAUUUCAUUUAGACAACAAAGUGAUGAAGAACACCACGUUGGAAUUAGUCCAUUAGUAGAAUUAAAUAUACAUAUGAUUAAAGACUUUCCAAUAGACUAUAUGCAUAACAUUUGCCUGGGUGUGAUGAAAAAGUUAUUAAAAUACUGGGUAGGUGGCAACUUAAAUGUAAGGCUUCCCAGUGCAGCAACAAAUGCAAUUUCAAAUAAAUUAAAGAUUUUUAAAAAUUUUGCUCCUUCAGAGAUAAAUCGUAAACCCAGACCUUUGAGUGAACUUUCACAUUUUAAAGCCACUGAAUUUAGAACAUUUUUAUUAUAUACGGGAAUAGUAGCCCUAAAAGAUAAUAUUGAUCUAGGCCUUUAUAACAAUUUUUUACUAUUUCAUAUGGCAAUAAUAUUACUCAUUACUAAUGAUAAUUCCUCCUCGACUAACAGUGAUGUGGCAGCGAAACUUCUAAUUAAAUUCAUAAAACAUGGUGAGCAGUUAUAUGGAAAACAUUUUGUUAUCUACAAUGUACAUAUACUUAGUCAUCUCCCUAAAGAUAGUCUUAGAUAUGGAGGACUUGAUGAAUUUUCAGCGUUUCCUUUUGAGAACUAUUUGGGACAACUAAAAACAAUGCUUAAAUCUUCUACAAAACCACUACAGCAGAUUUGUCGUAGAUUAUAUGAACAGGAAAGUGGACUUUUAAAUAUUAGUUCAAGUUCAGGAAAAAAUAAUAAGUAUGUCUUGUGUGAUGGUACAGUCCCUGAGACUCAUCCUUACAAGGAAUGUAAAAAAAUUUAUUUGGAUGGUUAUGUACUUAGUAGUUACUCAUAUUCAAAUUCUGAUUGUUUCUGCUUUGCCCAAAAUAAAAUAAUUAAGAUAAAGUGCCUUCUGUUAGAGACUUGUUCUGAAGAAAUAACGAUUUAUGGACAAUAUUUUCAAGACAUUUCAUCUUUUUAUGAAUAUCCUUUUCACUCUAGCCAUUUAAACAUUUUUCUUAUUUCAUGCCUUUCUUUAGAGGAGAUGCAAUUUUCCGUAUCUAGCAUACAGGGAAAAUUUUUCAUCUUGCCAUAUAAAGAUAAGUUUGUUGCAAUUCCCCUUUUGCACUCUCUUACAAAAUAA
Messenger RNA from Psylliodes chrysocephalus, 3442 nucleotides. The record is from the annotation of a GenBank genome assembly. Lineage: Eukaryota; Metazoa; Arthropoda; Insecta; Coleoptera; Chrysomelidae.